AUGAUGAAAAGGGAAGAAGAAGGUGGUGAAGUGGGGAAAAGCAGAGAUGGGGCAGGGCCGUCCGCGGAAAAGAAGGAAACUUUGGCUCUAAAGUUGAAGAAGCUCCAAUCAGUGGGCCAUCCCCCUGAUUCCACUCCCGUUAGACUUUGGCUCCGUGUCCGUGAGGUAGAGCACCAGAAGAACCAGCACGAUCCUGUUCCCUCUUCUUCUUCUUCUUCUCCUCGUGAUUUCACCGCGGGUUACAGCAGAAGCAGAAACAGUCCAACCGUUUCCGCCAGGAAGCUUGCCGCGGCCGUCUGGGAGUUCCACCACUACCGGCCUCUCUCUAAGAUGCACAGGGGCGCCAAUUUUACUGGUAACAGCGGCGGCGGAGGUGGAGGCCACCGCCAACAGAGUCGUCACCGUGGGUUUAAGGGCAAGGGUAUUGAUGUCUCCCGCUUCUUGCCUGACCCUUCUCCCAGCUCUCCUGAUCAGGAUGUUGUAAUUCUUGUUCAGCCCGAGAGUGCAGGCAGCCUGAGGAGGCACAUUGCCGCGUCACUGGUUCAGCAUCAUCGGUCGAUCGAGAGAAGUAAUCAUGCUCUGCAGCCUGUUUCCCCUGCAAGUUAUGGCAGCUCCUUGGAGAUGGCGCCUUAUAAUCCUGGAAUGACACCAACCAGCUCUGUAGAAUUCAAGGGGAGGGUUGGCGAGUCGCGCUAUAAUAUUAAAACUUCCACAGAGCUAUUAAAAGUGUUGAACAGAAUAUGGAGCUUGGAGGAGCAGCAUGCAUCUAACAUGUCACUGGUAAAAGCUCUGAAGAAAGAGCUAGACCAUUCCCGCAUCAGAAUCAAAGAGCUCCUUCGUGAUCAACAUUCGGAUCGACGUGAGAUGGAUGAGUUAAUGAAGCAAAUCAACGAAGACAAGAAAAGCAAGGAACAGGAUCGGUUGCAUGCUGCAGUUCAGUCUCUGAGGGACGAGGUAGAAGACGAGAGGAAGUUGAGGAGAAGGUCAGAGGGUCUGCACAGGAAGUUAUCCCGAGAGCUUUCUGAAGUGAAAUCUUCGUUCUCCAAUGCACUGAAAGAAAUGGAAAAGGAGAGGAAGUCGAGAAUGCUUUUGGAAGAUCUCUGUGAUGAGUUCGCUAGGGGGAUAAAGGAGUAUGACCAGGAACUGCAUCAUGCAAUGAAACAGAAACCUGAUCACAAUGACUGGGUUGGAAGAAGCAAUGAUGGCGAUGAUCGCUUGAUUCUCCAUAUAUCCGAGUCAUGGCUUGAUGAGAGGAUCAUGCAGAUGAGACUAGAUGAAGAAGCUCGGCAGCAUGGUUACUCCACAAACAGCUCAAUAGUUGACAAGUUAGGUUUCGAGAUAGAGACAUUUCUUAAGGCAAGAAGAAUGGCAAUCUCCAAAAACAUGGAUAAAUUGAUCCCAAAGGAAAGGCGGAAUUCAAUGGAAUCUGUCCCCUUCAAGGCCGUGAGUGCUCCUCCGGAUGUAGGGGAUGAAGAUGAUGAUUCUGUGGGCAGUGAUUCUCAGUGUUUUGAGCUCAACAAACCGUCGAAGAAUGAUUAUAAUGUACAUGAACAUGAAGACAAGAAAAAGCUCAUCUCAUCAUCUCGUGAAAGAGUUAAAAGCCGGAGUCCUUCAAGCUUGCAAGUCAAAUUCGAAGAACAGAUGGUCAGGGCGAUGAUGUCAUCCAAUGCCGAUAAGAACCCAGAGAUGGUGGACUUGGUGGAAUUGAAACCAAGUGGAAACUACGAAACCACAGAAGGCGGGGGUGGUACCAACGAGAGGAGAAACAAGGCCACCGACGAGAUCCACGAGUCAAACUCUAACUACGCGAUGGAUAACCUGAUCAAGAGUCACAUCUCAGCAGCUUCAGAAGCUGGAAACCUGCAUCUUGAUCGCAUCAACGCAGGGGAGGCUUCUUCUAGCUAUCCAUCUCGAAGGACUGCUGCUAGUCCAGUGAGGCAGUGGAUGGCGAAACUCACCACAACGGAUCCUGAUGUGGCGGAAUCGUCCACGAAAUUACCUCCGGCAUCCAAGGACAGCACGUUGAAGGCGAAGCUACUCGAGGCGAGAUCCAGGGGUCCUCGAUCGCGAUUGAAACUGUUCAGAGGUCCGUCUUAGGAAAGAAGUUGGAAUUUGACUGCUGCGAGAUCAGCCGAGUUAUCCUACCACAUAUAUGUUGACUGUUGUCGGCCUAAGUCGUUCUGUGAUUUAUUUUUGCAAUGCGUAUUUCUGUACAUGAGUGAAACUAUUGGCAUGUAAAGCUUUUUGUUUAUUCAUCUUGGUAACACUCUUCGAUUCCAGUGGUUGUGGAUUUCUUGUAGGAAAAGAAAAU
Messenger RNA from Linum tenue, 2311 nucleotides. Lineage: Eukaryota; Viridiplantae; Streptophyta; Magnoliopsida; Malpighiales; Linaceae. The record is from the annotation of a GenBank genome assembly.